Amoebophrya sp. A25 is the source of this 3384-nucleotide messenger RNA. The record is from the annotation of a GenBank genome assembly. NCBI's taxonomy places the organism in Eukaryota, Dinophyceae, Syndiniales, Amoebophryaceae.
GAACAGGGAGAGCACCGGAUCCAUGAACUGCAGCGACACCACGAACGGGAGUGCGACUUGCUGCAAAGUGAGGUCCAAAGACUACAGAAGUUGAUGUCUGAGAAAAACGCGGAAUAUGCAUCUUUUAAGGCUACUUUAAAGCACUAAGUAAGACAACCGGUUAGUUUUCACCUCGACUAAAUUAGGUUUAUCCCGAGCAACAAUACUUUAGUGGACUAUGCUUGGUGGAGUCCUAUGCUUAGUGGAGUCCUAUGCUUAGUGGAGUCCUAUGCUUGGUGGAGUCCUAUGCUUAGUGGAGUCCCGUGUGGACUAUUCAAGGGGAAACCAAAGCGAAAGAGGGCAAGGCACUCAACCAGAGAUAGUGAAUAUUGGCGCUAACUCUUGCGCGGAAAAACUCUCCAGUGAAAUGACCAGGUUGCAAGCGGAUACAGGUGCCAAACUUGACCACGAAAAAGCGGAAAACGCGCGUCUAACGGAACUACUGAACGAGCGUGAAAAGAGCCUUGCUGUAGUGGAGAAAGACCGAGAGAAAAUCAGGUCUGAGCUGGAAACAAGACUAGCGAGUGUGGAAGAUGUGAAGAAUGCUAAUGAUCGGGAGCAAAAAAGUGCCCUCCUAGUAGCGCAAACGAAAUGGGAAAAGGAACGGUACGAAUUGCGCAGAGUCUACGAGAAAAAAAUUGAAGUUAAGGCUAGUACUACUCCUCAAGCAUGCUUAGCACCAUAUUAUCCUUGAUCUAAGAUAGUAACCGUGCUGUUCUUAAGAUCUAAGAUAUAACCACGGUGAUCUGAGACAGUGCUGUUCUUAAGCUAAGUAACCGAAAAGGAGGAAAAUCAACACGAGCCUGGAUCAAGUUUUAGCGGCAUUAUCCUUGGACGUGCUUCUUUUUCCACUUGACGUAUAGAAGAAGCCUUCUUUUUCUGAUUACUUGACCUAUAGGAGAGGACUUCUAUUUCUACUUGAACUACAACUACAGAAGCACCCAAGGAUAUGUCGCUCAAGGAAGAUGCGAGGAUGAAUCUAAUCACUCAUUGCAGAAGAAAGUAAGACAGCUUCGAGAAGAAAGUACUGAAGUGCGAAAGGUGAUCGUUGGAGCAGCUGCAGAUUUGUAUAACAGCUACGCAUCGACGUCAAGUACGUCGGCUCCCUCUUCUAGCAGCACGACCGAGGUGAUCGAAGGAAGGGGGCCUCCGGUCGUUCUCGAAGGAAGACCGCCUUUACCAACCUCAACAUCAACGGGUGGACCUCCAACUGGCACUCUUCAACCAGUGGACCUCCAACUGUUAACAACGGGUGGACCUCCUCCUCCGACGUUCGACAAUCAGGGUCCUUACGGUGGACUCCCUGUUCCGACGAACAGUCAUGGUCCCUAUGGACUCCCUGUUCCGACGAACAGUCAUGGUCCUCAAGGUGGACUCCCUGUUCCGACGAACAGCCAUGGCCUUGUUCCUCAAAAGCAACUUGCUCCUCAACAGCAGCAUCCACAUGUACAUGAUCAGUGCGAGUACUACGAAAUACACUCUUCCGCCGGAGCUGGUGGUCUACUGUCGUCGCAAACAAGCAAGACGUCUACUCAAAUGAGCAAGGCAUGCACCGAUCCUUUGUCUGUUUCAGCUGCUGCUGUUCAGCCGAGGUGGACGUCGAGUGCAUCUUCAUCGUCUUCUGGUGCCAGACGGGCAGUGGAUCAACGACACCUUCAAAGCAACAACAAUUUUUAUAGACGACAACAAGUAUUAAGGCUCAACUUUCAUUGGUCAUAGAGGUUGGUCACUGAAAUCGAAGAGGGUCACUGAAAAUGAAGGGAAAAGGGAGAGCCUUGGAGGAUGUCUCUUCCGUUCAGAGUCAGCGACCAAUGAAUGCUGAGCUUUAAAAGUAGCAGGAGUACACGGACAACCACUUCUACACGACCCGCUUUUCAGUAACAGUGCUAUCGCAGGAAUACAAAUGAAGAAUCCGAUGCCCUCAUCGUCAACAACUGCGUCCUCUUCGCCUCGUGGCGGAUAUUCUGCCAGUGCGGGCGGCAACAUUAGUGUCAUAUUAAGGCUACCAUCAAGUCAGCAGAUUCUGUUAGACAUAUCGACACUACUUGUCAUUGUCUGAGCACCUCGUAAUCGUGUUCCUGUCCUCUACCUGUGAAACACAAAAUGAACUUAGACUUUACAGUUAUUGUAGCUAAGAAACUCAAAAUUUUGUUUGACUGGAGGAAAGAAGACCAGUGAGGAUUAUGUUACUUCUACACUACUUGAUAAUAAGCAACUCCUGUGGUUUAAUAUUGUAGCUAAGAAACUCAAAAUUUUGUUUGACUCGAGGAUACGCAGUCACCCCUCCCUGAGGAAUGCUAAUGCAUCCGCAAAAAUGGAAAGAGCGAGUGACGAAUCUACCUGGAGGAAAGAAGACCAGUGAGGAUUACAGACGGGAAUUUGAGCAGAAUAUUAAGGCUACCGCUUGAGCAUCCCGAUCCCCUUCCUCAGCAGCAUCCUUGCCUCUUUUUCUACUUGAAAAAGAAGACAAGGAAAAGGAUACUCUCAGGGGUGCGAAGGCGGUAGCUCUAAGAAUAAUGCUGAAUUCGAAAAGAGAGUACAGCGGAUUACCGAAGGAUUGGUUCAGAACGUUUGCAAUUAGAAUUAAGGCUCAACUUUCAAUAGUCACCAUUGAGAUUGGAGUGACUGAGAUCGAAGAGGUGGCCACCAUUGCGAUUGGAGUCACUGAGAUCGAAGAGGCGAUCUUCCCUUGAGAGAAACAAAGGGGGAAAACAGGAGAGGGAGAACAAGUAGAGGGGUAAUAAAGGGUCCUUUUCUUUCAGCAUCAGUGACCAAAGGGGAGAGCUUUGAAGGGGGUUUCUUCCGUUCAGAGUCAGUGGCCAUUGAAUGCUGAGCUUUGCUAGAAAGUGAAUGUUAUUGGAAUUAGAAAGAGAAUGUUAUAGGAAUUACGUAAUACAAUGCUCAGAUUGGAAUUAGAAAAAAAGAUUACGGAAAGUCACUCGGCGUAGAGUUACAAGCGGCAUUUGAAUGAGAGUUACAAGAUGAAUACUUCGAAGAUCAUGAUUUGGCGCGCACCCCUAGAUGAUUACUCUGUACAGUCGUAGUUUGACGGAUAUUUUUGCUUUUCGUGGCAGGCUUGAAGAAAUUUUUUUUGGAGAAGGUUUUGUAAAUAAGGCCUGCGUGGUGCUUGCUGAAGAUGUGGAGAAACUAACCGCGGUUAGAGAAUUUUGAUGAAUCCUUUUGUAUGAAGAUAAGUAGUUUUUUUGUGCUGAGCUACAACAUAAAAACGAGGUUCUUCGAAAGUUGAUGACAAUGUUGUCUGACUUACAAUGAUUUUGAUUGUGUGAAGAGUCUUGCCGGUAGCUUAGGAAGACUACAUGAGACGCAACGAUGAUUAUUAUCGAG